AUGUCUGCCCUCACCUCGGAUGGGUUUGCUGUCUCUCCAAUGUCGGAACGAUACAAUCCCUUAGCCCAGGUGACGGUUUCACCACUGGGAACGCCGAUACCUCCAUCUGCAGAUACCUUUACAGCGAAGCCUGGGAUCGAACACGAGCGCCAACCAGUUGAAAACGAACGCCAACUGAUCCAACACGAGAGCCGGAUCAACGACGACUGUCUUCCAGAGGUUGUUUCAAACGCCAUUGUCAGAGUCGAGCCUCCAGUCUUGGAAACACCAGACAAUCGUAUCGAAUAUGUGUCCAGUCUGGAGGUCAUGUCAAUCACGCCUCGAUCAGUUACACCCCGAACAGUUACACCUUUACACAUGCUUGGAGAUCAACCCGAAUCGAUCGAUUGUCCGUUCUGCCAUCGUCGUACCGAGACUCGUGUCAGGAAGAAACCGUCAAACGCCACACAUCUACAAGCGGUUCUCCUUUUAUUUACUACGGUCUGUGGAGUGGCUGCUCCUUAUGUGGCCGGGUGGUCGUUUGAUAUUGAGCAGAUUUGUCAGAAUUGCAGCAACAGAGUGGCAUACAAGGCCCAAGGGAAGGAAUUACACCUUUGCAAAGCCCCUGAGUCAUGGAAAGAGCCGUCAAAGUUUCCCGACGCUGAGUGAGUUUUGGACGGUCAACUGCGGUGUUUUACGGUGUUGGUUGGCGGAGUUGU
Fusarium vanettenii 77-13-4 is the source of this 698-nucleotide messenger RNA. RefSeq lists its product as uncharacterized. Bases 1 to 648 code for a protein of 215 amino acids. The record is from RefSeq and is a predicted model, not a curated record. The transcript is spliced from 2 exons. NCBI's taxonomy places the organism in Eukaryota, Fungi, Ascomycota, Sordariomycetes, Hypocreales, Nectriaceae.